This is a messenger RNA of Phanerochaete carnosa HHB-10118-sp, 1839 nucleotides long. RefSeq lists its product as uncharacterized. NCBI's taxonomy places the organism in Eukaryota, Fungi, Basidiomycota, Agaricomycetes, Polyporales, Phanerochaetaceae. Gene Ontology annotation, molecular function: amino acid transmembrane transporter activity. The transcript has 11 exons. Gene Ontology annotation, cellular component: membrane. Gene Ontology annotation, biological process: amino acid transmembrane transport. The coding region runs from base 1 to 1839 and encodes 612 amino acids. The record is from RefSeq and is a predicted model, not a curated record.
AUGCGCUCGCGGAGCUACAUAGCCCACGGCCGUGAUCCUCGAUACCCGAAGGCGGGCCGGAGCGCGCCCAAGCUGUGCAGCCCAGGGUCGGUCCAAGAUAGACUUCUGUCAAGGGCCCACUGGGCGGCAGCCUGUGGCCCGCAGAGCAGGUCCGCACUUAAACUCGCUGUACGUGUCCGGCCCCACAACACAUACGCAUUUCCGGCCCAGCACCCAGGCGUGGAGUCCAGAGUUCCCUCGCUCCGUUAUCCAAACCAGGCCGUCCCGCCCGCUGCAGACGCCGCCGCGAACGCCCCCCGCCCGGCGGGCCUCAGGCCGAGCCUACACUCCCUCCGCCGUCGCCAUGUCCUGCGGUUUGUAGAGCGCGACGCUGGAGACGAUGUGCCGAACGCCCGCGUGACAGGGCAGAAGCGGCGCAUCCAAGAGUUCCAGAAACGUUGGGAGAGGAUCAAAGAUGACCUCCCGCCUCAGCUCACGCGCUCGCACAGUGAGCGGUGUCAUUGGAACGGGCUUUUCUUAGGAUCCGGAGCUGCGCUGCACAACGGGGGACCCGUAGGGGCCCUGCUCGGGUACCUCAUCAUGGGCUCUGUCGUGUACUGCCUCUGCGUCUCCAUCGGAGAGAUGAUCGCCUUUCUGCCAAACGUAGGCGGCGUCGUAGGACUGACAGACCUGCAUGUGGACCGAGCGCUCGGGUUCUCUCUGGGGUGGGCCGCAUGGGUAAGUGACCGGUUCGAGCGAUUACUGCGUCAAGCUGCUGAGGUGACCGCGGCAGUGGUCGUCGCCGGAUACUGGAACUCGGGCAAAAUUCCGAUUGACGGCCGUCUUCGUGAGUUCUUCCUCGCGCUGGCGACCAUCAUCAACUGCUUCCCUUCCCAAGUCUACGGCUCGUUCGAGUACCAUUUCUCAGCCAUCAAGGUGCUCACCAUCGUCUGCAUCAUCGUGCUCACCCUGGUCAUCACUCUCGGCGCCGGAAGCUCAGAGUGCGUGUCACCACUAACUCUUGCCGCAACGCAAAAACAUGUCAGAACUAACAAAAGGCGUUCCGCUCCCAGUUUCAGGUUUUUCGACACAUGGAAGCACCCGUUCACCGACAGCUACCUCGGGGUCACCGGUGCCCUCGGUCGCUUCCUCGGCUUCUGGGCCGUCCUGAUGCAGGCCGCCUUCUCGUUUUUCGGGUCCGAGGUCCCAGGAAUCGCGGCGGGCGAGGUCAUCGAUGCCACUCGGAAUGUUCCUAGGGCGUUGCAGCGCGUGUGGAUCCGGAUAUCGCUGUUCUACAUUGGCGGGAUCUUCUGCGCCGGCCUGCUCGUCGACAGGAACGACCCGGACCUGACGAGCGGCGCCAACGCGGGCACCGUCAAGGCCUCGCCGUUCGUGAUCGCGUUCCAGCACGCGGGCAUGUACUGGGUGCGUCUCGCGCCCUUCUCCUCCCCCCUCUCACGCGCACCAUGUCUCCGCAGAAUCAUCUUUCGAGCUGAAAAGACACGCAGAUCUCGCACGUCAUCAACGCCGCCGUCCUGCUCUCCGCCUGGUCCGCCGCGGCGUCCGACAUCUACAUCAGCAGCCGCUUCCUCUUCUUCCUCGCCCGCCGCGGACACGCGCCCCAGCUCUUUGCGUCCCUCGUGCGCUACCCGCGCGGCGCCACGAUGGACGGGGCUGCACCACAGUUUGGCGAGGAGGUGCUGUCGUCUGAUGAUGAUGACAAUGAUGACGAUGGCGACGGCGGUGGCGGGGAGGAGGAAGAGGAGGACGCGGCGGAGCCCGGACUCAACACGCCGCCGGCGCCGGGAGACGACCUGGAGGACGCCGUGCAGAAAAAACCGUGGUUCGUGCUCCCGCUGA